AUGGCCUCCUCGGAAGAUAUUCCUAGAGAAUAUCUUACGCACAAUGACAACGAUAUCCUUGGAUUACUCGCCCAAACUCCUAUCGAAAAUACCAUCGCCCCUGGAGAUCUUGAAACGGUGUUGAGCAUUUCACCAUUUGUGGUGGUCCCGGGUACAUUUAACCUCCGAGAUGUUGGAGGUGGCAACGCCAUUCGUCCCAAUGUGAUCUAUCGCUCCGGCACACUGUCUGGUCUGCUGCCCGAAGGGAAAGAUGUGCUUGUCAGCAAGCUCCAGAUUCGCACUGUGUUCGAUCUCCGCUCGGCGAGGGAGAGAGCAGCCUUCCCGUUUCCAGACUCAAUCAAUGGAAAAAAUGACGAUAUUGAGGUCCUAUGGUGUCCAUCUGAUACGCCCCCAACGGACACGGAUAUCAAGAAUUUUGUGGACCUACCGUCUGAAAGCCCCGAAUCCUGGAGCGGCGGAGCAAGGGGUUUUAGCCGUGACUACCUCGAGGUCCUGCGUAUCUUCAAGACGUCGUUUCAAAGGGUCUUUCAACACCUGCUCGAUCGACCAAACGAUGCGGUCUUGUUCAAUUGCACAGCAGGCAAGGACCGCACAGGGACACUGGCAGCAUUGAUCCAGGCCCUCGCCGGCAUGGCUGACGAGGACAUUGCUAGGGAUUAUGCACUGUCCAGGAUCGGCAUGGAGCCACAGAAGGCUUAUUUGACCGCUUUCAUCAAGAAGUGGAAGCCGGACUGGACCCCGGAGACGCCGGGCAUGCGAGGAUUCAGCAAUGUCAGGGCAGAGUACAUGAUUCGGUUUCUCAAGGACGCGAAGGGCACAUAUCCCCCCAACCAGCGUCAUUCAAAUUGGGCCGCCGAAUAUGUCUACACACAGUUGGGGUUCAGUGAGGAUGACAUAGAGAAGAUUCGAAAGAACCUGAGAUCAGCGCCUGCUGAGAAUGGUGUGUAA
Molecule: messenger RNA, 948 nt
Organism: Exophiala bonariae
Lineage: Eukaryota; Fungi; Ascomycota; Eurotiomycetes; Chaetothyriales; Herpotrichiellaceae
Exons: 1
Coding region: 1-948 (315 amino acids)
Biological process (GO): dephosphorylation
Molecular function (GO): phosphoprotein phosphatase activity
Source: RefSeq, a predicted model, not a curated record